GAACAAAUAAGCCAGCUCCACCAGUACUGAAGCACUGCCAGAUCCUCCAAGGACAUACUUUUACUUUGGAUUAUUCCUAAACUUUAAGGGUUAUAAUGGAGCCUGUAUUCACAAGCACAAGGCUAAAGGUGGCAGUGCUGUUUCUGCUCACAAUUCGGCUGAAGACAGAUGUGACUGAGGCAAUGCAAGUGACGUCUUCAGGGCCACAGACCAUUCAAAUGGCCCAGGGGGGGACUGUCAACCUUGGAUGCACCUACAGCUCCGCACCUCAAGACAAAGGGGAGCUGGACAUUGAGUGGUCCAACGUCAGCCCAGACAUGACACAGAAAGACCAACUGAUCUUAUCACAUACAGGGGGCUUGAUGCACCAGUACGGCGACCCCGGAGUCUCCAGAAGGCUCAAGUUCAUAGGCGACCCCAAGCAGGGAGACGCUUCCAUCUCUAUCUCUGAUGUGAGGCCCUCAGACACAGGCACCUACCAGUGUAAAGUCAAGAAGGCGCCAGGUGUUGACAUGAGAAAAGUCACUCUUGUGGUUAUGGCUCCCCCAUCAGUGCCAAAGUGCUGGAUUGAAGGCGGAGAGGAGAAAGGUGGCCCAGUUUCCCUCCGCUGCAAAUCCUCUCAGGGAUCCAUUCCUCUCAGUUACACGUGGAAGAGAGAGAGCGGAGGUGCAAUGCCAUCCGAUGCAACCCAAGACACAGAGAGUGGGGAGCUUUUGAUAAAGAACCAUACAGACAGCAACAUUGGAAGUUACAUGUGUGAGGCGAAAAAUGCUGUGGGCCAAGAGCAGUGUAAAUAUACGCUGCGUGCAUACAACCCUACCAAUAAGGUGGGUGUCAUAGUUGGGGCAGUGAUAGGUGCUAUCUUGCUGCUGCUCCUCCUCCUGCUUCUCAUCUGGCUCCUGAUCUGCUGCUGCCAUAAGCGUCGCUAUGAGAAAGAGAUCGCAAACGAAUUAAGGGAGGACGCCGUGGCCCCGGAGAGCAGGCCCUCCAGCAGAAACUCCAGUUUCCGCUCAGUGUUGGCGUACCGCACCCACCCCGGGGUGCAAUACAGCUCUGUGAGGAAAAACCUGCCCAGCGUCAGUGAAUCAGGCCCGAGUCCCGUCUACACUGGCGAGAGUAACGGCGCAUCAGGUCGUCCUUCCCUCAAAUACGACCAUCAAUACGGAUACCCUGUGUAACUACAUCCAAAUGCCUGAUACACUUUUGUAUAAAACUAAGCCUUUUAAAGAGGGGGAUGUAAAAAUAUUAAAUUUUAAAAAACUCAAUGUAAAGAAUAUAUAUCACAAAUGGUGCAAUUCAAUAUAUUUAACUGGAGUAUCAUGGAAGUGUUCAUAUAAAACUUAUUGGGAAUUCAAUCUUAACUCGAACAAAAAUGUACAACUGGUUGCCUUUCAUAAUGCACUGAAGCACACCACUGCUGCUUCUCAUUGUUACACUGAUUUUGCUAAAACUGUAUGUAAAAUGUAUAUAUCUUAAUACUUGUAUUUUUAACCUGUGCUUUUUUUUCAAUCACUUUAUAACUUUUUUUUAAAUAUGUGGACAAUAAAACAUUUUUAGCUGAGAGGUUGAUGAGGAGAGUACCAUCUAAAUCUCAUUCAUGGCUCACUGAGCAGCCAGGUUUUUGUGCCAUGGGUCCAUCUUUUAUUGCUUUAUGAUAUCUGGGCUGA
Molecule: messenger RNA, 1667 nt
Organism: Anoplopoma fimbria (sablefish)
Lineage: Eukaryota; Metazoa; Chordata; Actinopteri; Perciformes; Anoplopomatidae
Gene: vsig8b
Product: V-set and immunoglobulin domain containing 8b
Exons: 8
Coding region: 96-1178 (360 amino acids)
Source: RefSeq, a predicted model, not a curated record